AUGACGAAGGAGCUUCAGAAUGGCGGAUUGGCGGCACCAACCUCGCACCAACCAGUACAGCCAAUUGUUUCUGACAGCCUCGAUUACCAGCUCUGGCAGAUUAUCCAAAAGGCCAGCUCAAGCCGUCAAAAAAACGCGCAAAAGGAGCAAAUAGUUCAGCAGCUGUGUGCUAAGUAUACCUUGCUGCGCAAAAAGAUACGAAAUUUAAAAGAGCAGCAGGAUGCGAUAAAGUCUAAACUUGGCAAGGCUUUCGAAAAGCAGGGAAAACUGCUGACUGAGCAGGAGACCUUGGAGCUCGAGCUUACAGCGAUUCAGAAAGAGAACAAAGAGCUUAGGCAAUGGGCUUGCAGGUUCCCGGAAAACGCCCAGGGCCCCAGUGCCGACACGGAGACAGACAAAAAAACGGAACAGCAGUUGCUGGAUUGCCAGAUUAUAGCCGAACAGCAUGCACAGGAUUCCCGUCUGUUACAAGAGGAGAACAAAGGCCUGAGAGAACGUUUGAAGGCGUUUGAGGAGCGCGGAAAAGGUCUGUCAAACGAUUUUGAGCAGUUUGAGGCGCAAGACAAUUUGUUACGCGAAAACGGAUUGCUAAGGCAAAAAUAUAAGGACGUCCGACGGGAGCUUGUGGGAUAUUUUCCCGAUUUACAGGAAGACGCCGGCAAUCUUUCAUCGAUUUUGGCUGAAAAUGCUGGAAGGGCUAAAAGGAAAAAGAGAAACUAG
Molecule: messenger RNA, 720 nt
Organism: Pyricularia grisea
Lineage: Eukaryota; Fungi; Ascomycota; Sordariomycetes; Magnaporthales; Pyriculariaceae
Exons: 1
Coding region: 1-720 (239 amino acids)
Source: RefSeq, a predicted model, not a curated record